Triticum aestivum (bread wheat) is the source of this 2581-nucleotide messenger RNA. RefSeq names its product translation initiation factor IF-2. The transcript has 2 exons. The record is from RefSeq and is a predicted model, not a curated record. Bases 696 to 1856 code for a protein of 386 amino acids. NCBI's taxonomy places the organism in Eukaryota, Viridiplantae, Streptophyta, Magnoliopsida, Poales, Poaceae.
CCCCUCUCACGCCCCUGCCGCCGCCAGGUAAGGAUCCCACGCGCCCUGCCGACGCCAUGGCCGUGCCGAGCUCAAGCUUGAGCCCGGUCUGUUCAAAGCCUUCCUCGUCCGUUAGUCGACGCAAGGGUGACCUCCUCGGCGACCGCCGUCUGCUGCUACCUCGCCCGCGUCCACCCAGUCCACGCAGCUUCUUCCACGACGUCCCCUUCUUCCUCUGCUUCGUCUUCUUCACGGAUCAGAGAAACGCCAAGUUCAGCGAGCUCCUCAUCGCCUCCGUCGCCUAUCCAUCCGAUCUAUCAUCGUCGGCACCCCUGUGCCUGUAGGUGCCGUUGAACUGUGGAGAUGACGCUACCAAGCUCAAGGAGGAGCUCGAUGAAGAUCUUGUCCUUUGUGUUUUUCGUUCUAGUUGAUCAGUAGUGGAGCCCAAUUGGGGUCGAUCGGGGACCUUGUCGCUUUUGGGGUUUUUCUUUUAUUUUGGCUCCGUAGUCGGGCCCUGGUUGUACUUGGAUGAUGUAAUGCUUUAUUCAUGUAAUUGUGUGAAGUGGCGAUUGUAAGCCAACUAUGUAUAUUUCUCCUUAUUGUAUUACAUGGGUUGUUUGUGAAUAUUACCUCACUUGCGACAUUGCUUUCAAUGCGGUUAUGUCUCUAAGUCGUGCUUCGACACGUGGGAGAUAUAGUCGCAUCGAGGGCGUUACAUGCCGCCUCGGGGCCCUCCGCAUGCUCCAGUGGAAGAGGGUGAUGCGGAAGACGUGCUCAGGCACGCUCGGGAGCGACGCGCCCUUCGCGGAGAGUUCCUCCAGAGAGCGGUGGAUGCGGUGAGCCGGAUCGGGGCAGAGCUUGCUGACGAGGAUGCGCGCCUCGAGGCCGAAGGUUUGCGCCUUGUUGAGGAGAGGUGCAAACUAAAGGUAGCCAUCGCCCUCGCGCGUCACCAACGUGAUCUCGAAAACGCGAAGGCUGAAGCGUCGCUGGCAGCUUCACGCGAGGCAUACUCCCAGGCCGUCGAGGAGGCUCGGGAAGCAAAUCGACGACGCAAGGAUGCGGAGGAGCGCGCAUGGGAGCUCCUGGCCUGGGGCAACUCCCUGGAGAAGCAAGUGGAACUGCACCAGGCGGCCCUUGAGUCGAUGGAGGGGGCCCCUGUCGAUCGGGCGAAGCUUCUGAAGCACGAGGAGGCACUGACGCUGGAGGCCGCUGAGCGCAACCUUGAUCUCAAGCGGUUGGAGACGAGGGAGCGCCUGGUGUCUCGGGCGGAGGAUGACGUUGCCGUGCGCGAAGCCCGGGCCCAGGAAGAAGUCAAUCGCCGCGUGGCGGAAGCUCGCUCGGCCUUCGAGCACGAAUACGAGACAAGGUUGGGGCUGAUCAAGGCCGAGGCUGAGGGCAGGACCGCUGCCCUCAGGGCCAAACUGGCCGAAGUGAGGCGGCGUGCGGAAUCCUCCACAGCCGCCCUCAGCGCAGCACAAGCGGAGCUGUCCUCUUCCCGGGCCGAGCAGCUUCUUCUCCGUCAGAGGGUUGAUGACGCCGAGGCCAUCGCGCAACGGAAUGAGGACGAGAUCCAUCGACGACGGGUUCUGGAGCGUGAGAAUGCCCCCAUGCUUCACACGCUUAGAGAAAGGGCCAACACAGCUUUGGGCAACAUCUGCGAGGCUGCCGCUAAGGAGCCGCACGAGGUCAACUACACCGGCAACCUCCAAUUUUUCACCGAUGUGGUUACGCUUCUGGAGAACCGCUCCGAAAGGUCCCGUUGGCUUGAGAGAGGAGCCGAGCCUUGCUCGGGCGUGCAUUCUCCCGCGUCUUCAGCUAUCUGCUUGACAGGGACCCCCACUUUGACUUGGACGCUGCCAUCGCACCCGUGCCCAUAGCCGUCCGGGGUGCCCUGGCGCGAUGGGUUGAGGAUAAUGUGGACGCCCUCGUCAGGGCCUUUACGUAUGAUGAUGAUGGCGUGGUCGUGGCCGCCAAUGAAGGCGGUGUUGUGGACGAGCCUGGCGCUGACAGAGAUGCUGGCGGCGGCGGCGACAAUGUUAACGACGCCAGCGAUGCCUCCGAGGAUGCCCAAGAAGACGCGAUGAGUGAUAUGUCCGAGUGACCGCAUGUCACUGUUGUUUAUCCUGCACGAAGAAGGUUUGGGCUUGGCCCUGAAGAAUGUAAGAGCAUUUUGGGAGGGGUAGCCCCUCAUGUAAAGGUUUGCAAUUAGUACCCUGGUAAGUAUAACGUUGCGUGUGAACUUAGCAACUGGCCUGGUGAUGAGUCAGCUGACUUGUGUACCUUCCGACCCCGACGAGUCUUGGGCGGGCCUGCGGGGGCCGCCGUACCUCGGCUGUCGCCUGAUUAACUUGUAGAUUCCGCGAUGAGGACCUCCGGAGAGGGUGCGGUAACAGCGGUCCCGGCUGUAAAACGUGCCUGGCCCGGGCCCAGCUCGCGAGGGGCUCGCGAGGGGGGGGGCAGUCGAUGCUAACUUUGGAUGCAAAGCCGAAACCAGAGCACGAGAGAUUGCUCGAACGAGACUAAACACCCCUUCCCCCAAACACACUCAAGCAUCAAGCUCAAAUCCAACUUAAAUCCAAAUCGAAGAACUUGUCAACAAGGA